CCAUCUAGUGCCAGUGUGAGCCUCUCCCUCACCAGCUGAACAACAACCAUAUACAUCUCCCGAGGCUCGCUGCUCAUAUUUUCCUGAGCGAAACUCAACAGCUGAAAAUUUGUUCCUUAGGACAUCGACGCAUCCAGAUCGACUCCCCAGGCUCUUAAACAUUAUCUUUGAGGGACAAUGAAGACUUGUAUGCAAAUGAAGGUGGUGGUUGUGGUGGUGGUGAUGGCAGGGCUGGCUGCCAGCCUCCCUGUCGACCACGACAAGAGCAUCAAGGACCAGGUGAAGGACCUGAAGGAAAUGGGCUGCCAACCUGUGCUGAAGAAGGUGCGAGUGGCCGACCUCCUCCACUCCGCGGACGACCUGGUUGACAUGCUCACGUUCUACCCUCAAGUUGUGGCGGUCCGUCAGUGCGUGGAGGACUGCAGCUUCUGCGGCACAAACCACGGCGUUAUCCACGGCCGCUGCGUCGCCACCGGCAGCCACGACAAGACGAUCGUCGUCGCUUACUACGACAACAGCACCCCGACCAAGAAGCUCCACCGGAAACUGACUGUUGUGGAACACACACAGUGUGGCUGCAGUCGUUGAGGUGUCAACUCUGCUGCUCCUGCUGCUUCUGUUCACUCCUGAGGGAGACGCAGACGCAGCACAGCGCUGGAUAUACACAUUAAUCAUUGUUCCUGCUUGCGGUGCUGCCAUCUCACUAAGGAACUCCCAGCACUCGUCUUCAGAGCCCAAGAUAACGCUGAUGUGCGUUACGUCGUGUGGCAACAGUGACGUAUAGAUGUUGCAAUACAAGACGUUUGUCAACGCAAACACGUGUGGCAACAGUCAUGCGUGGUUUAUGGCAAGAGUGAAGGGUAUGGGAAUGGCUACGCGGAUGGCAGCGAGUGAAGGUGGGCGAGGCGGGAAACUCCGUUGUCAACAUGGCCGCCAACCCGCUACUGCCGGCUUUAAAUUCAUCAGCAUCACCAAAGAAUAAAUCAUCGUCAGCCUCAUCAUUUACAAACAACCAUUGUGAAAUAAACAACCUUCAUGAUGAAGUCAAAAAGUUCCAGGCAGUCUUAAAGUACAAUCCAACGAAACUAAACACUUAUUCCCUUUAAUUAGGUAGUCAACACAUGGAUUACCUCACUGAAUGACCUAAUCCAAUAUCAUAUACACGAGUCGUACUCGUAGUGAAUUGACUGAUAAAGAUUAAGCCACUCAAGAGCUCAUAGUCGACUUGUACCUUUGUUUAAUAAUUGUCGAGACUGCAGACAAAAUAACUAUUCAUAAUAUUUAUGUAAAAUUAUUUAUAUUACCAAAAGCUGUGAUACACUUAUUAGAUUGUUAAGUACUAUUUAAAUAAAUUUUAUUUUUGUU
Messenger RNA from Procambarus clarkii (red swamp crayfish), 1365 nucleotides. NCBI's taxonomy places the organism in Eukaryota, Metazoa, Arthropoda, Malacostraca, Decapoda, Cambaridae. The record is from RefSeq and is a predicted model, not a curated record.